CAAAAACCUCAAAAACACGUUCGCUCGCCAGCAGCCGUCAAAACAGUUCUUCGCGGUGAAAAAGUUAGUGCUUAGUCGUUACGGUUAGAAAAAGUGAAUGUGCUGACGUGAAAAAGCUACACCCGAAGGAUUGAUUGUGGCGAAGCAUCACUGUUAGUUUCCUCUUGAAUUUGAAAGAGUCCUAAAUGUACCAAUCGUUUUUAGUUUCCUUCAGUAGAAUAGCACUUUUCCGGAACGGUGCCAAGUUCAAGCCAACAUCUUUUUCCCGCAGCCCAAAUUGGUUAAACGUUGGUGAAAGUGGAAAAUUUCAUCAUCCUUGGAAUCGAUCUAUUAGUCAGCAAGUAACAGCCAGCCAGAAAGCAUUUUCGUGGGGCUCCAACAAGAAGCAUCGUGACUUUAAGUUAAAAGCUCAACUGCUGGAAAAUAUGGCUUCGGAUCCGAAAAUUGAGGAGGUGUUGGCUCCGUUGCGGAUGGCAGUCAAAGAACAGGGUGAUUUGGUAAGGAAAUUAAAAGCUGAUGGGGCACCGGAAAUAGAUGUGAAGAAGGCUGUCAACGAGCUGAAGGCUCGAAAGAAGAUCCUUGAAGAUAAGGAGCUAAGCCUAGCUCCUUCGGUUGCAAGCUUCGAUAGGGCAAGAAUGGAAGAUCUGUUGAAACGAAGGUUCUUUUAUGAUCAAAGUUUCGCGAUUUAUGGCGGAAUCACCGGUCAGUACGAUUUUGGUCCGAUGGGUUGUGCAUUGAAAUCCAAUAUGAUCAACACCUGGAGACAGUUCUUCGUGCUUGAAGAACAAAUGUUGGAGGUGGAUUGCUCGAUCCUCACGCCGGAACCGGUUUUAAAAGCUUCUGGACACGUCGAUCGGUUCGCAGAUCUGAUGGUGAAAGAUGUGAAAAAUGGCGAGUGUUUCCGACUGGAUCAUUUGAUUAAGAAUCAUUUGGAGAAGGCUGCUGCCGCAAAGGACGCAACGGCAGCUUUGAAGGAUGAAUGUUCUGACAUCGUUAUUAAAUUGGACGGAAUGACCAAGGACGAGAUGGCUGCAAUUUUGCAGAAGUUCAACAUGAAGAGUCCAACUACAGGAAAUGACCUAACAGAGCCUAUUGAGUUCAACCUCAUGUUUGGAACUCAGAUUGGGCCAACCGGUUUAGUGAAAGGAUUUCUCCGACCAGAAACAGCUCAGGGAAUAUUUGUCAAUUUCAAGCGUUUGUUGGAAUUUAACCAAGGCAAACUCCCAUUUGCAGCAGCUCAAAUUGGCAAUUCGUUCCGGAAUGAGAUUUCACCACGAUCAGGGCUUAUCCGUGUGCGUGAGUUCACCAUGUGUGAGAUUGAGCAUUUCUGUGACCCGCAGCAUAAGGAUCAUCCCAAGUUCGAGAACGUAAAGGAUAUCGUCAUGACACUGUACUCGGCGUGCAAUCAAAUGGACGGCAAAAGCGCCCAACAGAUUACGAUAGGAGAAGCUGUUGGAAGCGGUUUGGUCGCUAACGAAACACUGGGCUACUUCAUGGCUCGGAUUCAACAAUUCAUGCUGAAGAUCGGAAUACUUCCUGAGCGACUUCGCUUCCGUCAACAUAUGGGCAACGAAAUGGCUCACUAUGCUUGCGAUUGUUGGGAUGCGGAGUGUUUAACUAGUUACGGUUGGAUUGAAUGCGUUGGAUGUGCUGAUCGAUCUGCUUACGAUCUUACCCAGCAUACUAAUGCUACCGGCGUGAAAUUGGUUGCGGAGAAAAAACUGCCAGCUCCAAAAACCAUCGAGGUUACCGAAGUGGUUCCGAACAAAGCUGUUUUAGGAAAGGUUUUCAAGAAAGAAGCCAAGAAUAUUACUGACUUGUUAGCGAACUUGAGCCUUUCUGACGUGGAAACUAUUGGCAACAAUCUUGCCGAUAAGGGAGAGCAUGUCAUAGAUCUCAAUGGAUCUGCAGUAAUUCUGAAAAGCGACAUGAUUGCCGUGAAAACGACUUCAAAAACGAUCCACGUGGAGGAAAUCACCCCCAGUGUGAUUGAGCCAUCGUUCGGUGUAGGACGCAUCAUGUACUCGCUGUUGGAGCAUAGCUUCCAAAUGCGCGAAGGCGACGAACAGCGUGGUUACUUUUCACUACCUCCAAUCGUAGCACCGUUGAAGUGCUCUGUUUUGCCUCUAAGCAACAACGCGGAGUUUGUACCCUUCGUCAAGAAGAUUUCGUCCGCACUUACCAACGUUGACAUUUCCCAUAAGGUGGAUGACUCGAGCGGAUCUAUCGGUCGUCGUUAUGCUCGUACUGACGAAAUUGCCAUCCCUUACGGUAUAACGAUCGAUUUUGACACUCUGAAGGAACCAAACAGUGUAACCCUACGCGAACGGGAUUCAAUGAAGCAAGUUCGAGUUGGGCUAGAUGAAGUGUCCCAAGUGGUACGUGAUUUGGCCACCAGCCGAUUAAGCUGGAUCGAGGUAGAAGCCAAAUAUCCCAAGUUUGAACAGCAGGAAGCCAGCACCAAGUAAGGAAUGAAGAUGGCGUAAAAACAUGAUGAAUUUGCAUUUGGGUACUAGUACUGGGUACUGAGAGGCAAAAAAAAGACCUUUUAAAAACGUGAAAAAAAAUCAACGCAAUGAUUAUGUAUUUUGAAAAGUCUAAAAUACUUUCUGCAUUAAGUUAAACAAAUAAGUGCAUUUGCUUCGAAAUAAAAGUCAGAGCAUUUUAUUAGCUUA
This is a messenger RNA of Armigeres subalbatus, 2675 nucleotides long. RefSeq names its product glycine--tRNA ligase (gene GlyRS). The record is from RefSeq and is a predicted model, not a curated record. Lineage: Eukaryota; Metazoa; Arthropoda; Insecta; Diptera; Culicidae. Gene Ontology annotation, cellular component: cytoplasm; mitochondrion. Gene Ontology annotation, molecular function: glycine-tRNA ligase activity; ATP binding. The transcript has 4 exons. Bases 186 to 2468 code for a protein of 760 amino acids. Gene Ontology annotation, biological process: mitochondrial glycyl-tRNA aminoacylation.